UAAAGUCGGACGGCCGUGAGGGACGGUCGCUGCCACUCGGGCGACCCAACCGUGUUGCGUACGAUACCGCGUUUGUGAAAACUGUUUUCCUUAGUGUCAUUUGCAUACGUGAAGUGAAACUGAUUACAUUUUGGCAACUGUGAUGGGAUUUAUUGUUCAUUUACAGUUUUACUGGGUGCGACAGAUUUAAAAAAAGUUUUAAGUGAACCUCUUGUGGAUUGUUUUUAUUUUGUAAAACGUCGCUGAUGCAUUCUAUUUCGGCUGUUUUAUUCUGGUGAUGCGUGCGCGCAAGUGAACAUGGCGCGGGGGGGUGUCGUGCUCCUCGUGCUAUGGGUGGCCGUCGCCGCCGACAAACAUGAGGUGUCAAACACAACAACACCAGAAAGCACAACAGCAGCUCCAACGCCUCCUAUACCUCUAAGACCAGAGUACGCCCAUCCAGCCGGCGUAGAAGCACUAGAUCCUUAUAACUCAGAGAAGAACCACGCACCACCACAUCACAGAGAUUACUUAGAAGAAGAUUACGAAAACGAAUCACAUAAAGAAGAUGAACAUGAUAAUAGAGAAGAUGCAGAUGAACUGCCUUCUUUAUCAGGAGAUCAUCUCUUACAAAGUUCUACAGAUGACUUACCAAUGUUUCUUUUAGAACCACAGCACGCUUUCGUUGUGAGGAACAAACCAGCGUUGCUGAGGUGUCGGGCAGCCAAUGCCCUUCAAGUGUAUUUUCAAUGCAAUGAUGUAAGGUCCGUGGCUAGUACACAGUUUGAGUUUGUGGAUCCACAAAGUGGUGUGAGAAUUGUGGAAGCUGAGUGUAAUGUUACAAGAGAUCAGUUAGACGAGUAUUUUGGUGAAGACAGAUUUACUUGUACCUGCAACGCUUGGAGUAGCAGAGGUGACAUCAAAAGUCAGCCUGCCGUUGUCGAGUUGGCAUAUCUCAAGAAGCCGUUCGCAGUCUCACCCUCAACAACAUCAGUGGAAGCCGGUUCCGCUGCAUCAUUGAGGUGCUCUCCACCAGCUGCCGCUCCAGCCCCAAGAGUCUCCUGGCUGAAGCAUGGACAGCCACUGCAGCAAGACCACAAUGUCCUGAUAUCUGCUGAAGGGAAUCUGCUCAUAUCAAGGGCCACUUUACAAGACAUGGCGAACUACAGCUGCGUCGCAGAGAACAUUGCCGGGAAGAGGAUCUCUGAACCUGCCCUUCUGACCGUUUAUGUCAACGGUGGUUGGAGUUCCUGGGGCCCGUGGACUCAAUGCCGCUGCAAUGGCCGCGUGACCGGAGGACAGAGGCGUACGCGCAGCUGUACGGAACCUCAUCCCUUGAAUGGAGGCGCGCCUUGCCAGGGACAGGCGGUGCAGAGGACUUCGGAUUGUGUGCCUUGUCAGAGUGAGGGAUACAUGGAUCUGCAAGGAUAUGAUAACACUCAACAGCUGUUGAUUGCCUUACCCGGUCGCUGGGGCACCUGGUCCGAGUGGUCCGUCUGCGGCGCCGACUGCCGACAGACUAGACGAAGAUCCUGCACUGGUGACACCCCAUGUUCAGGCGCACAUGCACAACACGCAGACUGCGUCGGAGACUACUGUGGAGUUCAUGGAGUGGCGGCACACAGCGAUAUUCCCCUAUACAUAGGAAUAGCAGUCGCAGUGGUGGUAUUUUUGGCCGGAGCAGCAGUGGUAUACAAACUUCUGCAGAGGAAGACGAGAGAUCACUCUCUGUAUACUAUGACGCGGACUGCAGAUUUCCAACCGGAGAUGUACCCAACUGUGGAGAAGCAGUCGCUGUCUCUAGCUCCUGACCUGAUGCAGCACCGUCCUCCAAGAUAUGAGCAUCCUCAGCCGGACUCCAGAGCUGAGCAUCAUUAUGAUGUUCCGCAUCUUACUAAUAGUUACGCGUCACCAGUAGACCAUCAGAUAACUCCUUGCGCCUCAAGCAAGGGCCAAAGCGAUGACUACGACAGCAAACCCUACAGCGAAUCCGAACAUUCGGCCUCCAGUUGUUUCACUAGCUCGGGCUCAAUGUAUGAUGCAGCGAAUGAGUCUGUGACGCUCCAACUAGCGGAACUCGUGUCGAACUCGCCUACAUCUCAGUCCCUCUCAGUUUCAAGUGCUGGGGCGAGGUUGGCAUUGCCUGCCGCCGGUGUUGCCCUGUCAAUACCUGAGGCAGCUCUGAGUAGGGGCAGGAGAGAACAGAUAUACGUCGCCGUGGUCAAAGACGAUCGGUAUCGACCCAGAUUGGGAAAAGGUAUCACGCAGCUGAGCCCAGUAGUUAAGUGCGGCCCGCCGCGUCUUCAAUUAAACAAGUCAGUCAUCCUACAAAUCCCUCACUGCGCCAGCCUGAAGCACGGCUUCUGGAAUCUCUCGCUAUACGCCAUCGAUCACAACAGUGCUAAAACCGACAAUACUCAACCGCAAUGGAAGAAAAUCGUCGGUCUCGGUCAGGAAACGAUCAAUACUCCCGUGUUCACUCAACUCGACAAUGAUAAAAUAUUCCUAGUGACCGAUAUGCUGUCUACCUUUGUAUUAGUGGGUGAAAGUUUCAAUGGAAAGGCGGUAAAGGCGCUUCAGCUGGCAAUAUAUGCGCCGGCAGUGCUCAGCGAAACUAGCGCAGAUUACAGUAUAAGACUUUACGUAUUCGAAGAUACGCUUUGUGCGGCCUACUACUGUCAGGAACAAGAGAAGAAACUUGGCGGCGUCCUACUCGAGCGACCCAAAACUUUACUGUUCCAGGACGGAGGUUCAAAUCUUUGUUUGAAUUUAGAACACGUCAGCCCCGGCUGGAAAGCUAAACCGGGUAUUGGUUACCAAGAAAUUCCUUUCCAACACGUUUGGGGCUCAAAUUACAACGCUUUACAUUGCAGCUUUGUAUUAGAGAGAACCCAUGAUUGCGACAAUAUCGAUUUCAGCGUGUCUGCCUGUCAGAGAACCAAUCCGUCAUACAAGCAGACAUUCCGAAUAUCCCUCGAGGACGUGCGGAGCCGAUCGCCGCGGGGACGUUCACCCCGCGCCGAGUCGCAGCGCAGUUUUAACAUAACUGAAAACCUUUUAGAGGCUCGUAUGUGCCGCAGCGAAGACGGGAGCGACGGCAGCGUUAAAAGGAACGUAACAGUUAGCGAGGCGGGCGUCAACGAGUGCGCGGGUGAGGGGCCGUUUAAAUUAAGUGCUCGAAUAAAAAGGCAGUUGUGCGCUAUAUUGGACCCGCCGAACGCGCGCGGGAACGACUGGCGCGCGCUGGCGGCUCGGCUGGGCGUGGAUCGCUACACCACGUGGUUCGCCACAAAGAGCUCGCCAACAGAGGCUAUCUUAGAGUUGUGGGAGUGCCGCGAGCGAGGCGCGGGCGCCACCGCCGCGCUCGCCGCCGCGCUGCGGCAGAUGGACCGCCACGACGCCGCCGACCUACUGCACGGCAGACCCUCUUGGUUAUGAAUUCCUCACUCACCCCAAACAUGCCCUAAUUAAUGACUUCAACUCAACGGUACGUAUCCGUGUGUAUUCUAAUGAGACAAUUGUGAAUGAUGAUAAAUGUGAAACUAUAGGCCUAUGCGAACGAAUGUAUAUGGACGAUUGUUGGUAAACUAAUGAGUAGUUUAAAUGUUAUGUUAGAAAAAAGUAUAGUUUCGUAGGCCGACGGCCUAAGUUUGUAAAAUCUUCGUAGUAUAUUUUGUAUAGAAUAUUCUAUGCUGUAGAUAAGCGAUCGAUGAAUAAAUUAUAUUAUAUUAGCAAUAAUAGUGCCUACAAUGUCUUUUAAAGAAACAUUGCCGACUUGAGUCAGUCGGCGUCAGUUGGUUAUUUUGUUAUUUUUUGUAUAGUGUUUGAGUGUUUUAUUAACUGAGAAAUUCGCUUAUUUUUCUAUUUUAUUUGCUCGCAAUAAUUUUAACUUGCUUAUUAUAGAUUCGAACUUUGUGCCAAAUAUGUACUGCCACAGCAAAAUUUUGGCAAUAAUCUAAAAGAAAAUGUUAUACGUGUCUAACUCUGAGCUUAUCUAGCUACUGUUUAAAGUUACAAUAUAAGUAUUUUUAUUUGAUGUUAGAUGAAUUUUCAAUAUUUAUAAUCACGUUAGGAAAGAACCACUAAAUUGACUUGUCACAAAGAUUCAUUUUCACUCACAUUAGAAGCAUGAAUAGUGGAAAAUUCAUCUAAUACUCUCGUUUACUAUAAAGACUUUACAACUGCAUUUAUAUCUAAAACUAAUGCAAUGUAAACUUCGAAUAAGUCAAACUUCUACGGUCUAUUUAUGCGCGAUAAUCUACAUUUAGAAUUCACAUUUACAAAACAAAAUGAACUUAGUGAAAACUCAUCAAAUUACAAAAUAUCAAAAUAAAUCUUUACUGCCUAAACUCACUGCCUUUAGAAAUUAUCGCGUAUGAAAAGAACUGAAAAUUCCGCUAUCCAAUAGAAAAGAUCUUGCUAUUUUCAACCUUUUAGAUCGUUUAUACUGCUGAAAUAGGGAUAGAAUGAACAAUAUAAAAUCAUGAACUUACGUAAAAAUUUUCGAUAGCUAUACAAUCAUCACAGAUAAAUGAAACAACGUAUGAGAAAAAUCAUAUAAAUUACGAUAUUGUCCAAAAAUGGUAUUGGUUACCUUAUCGAAGAUAAACCAAUACUCAUCGAUAGAUUGUGAAACUGGCCAUCUCUAUCAUAGACAGACCAUCAACCUUUUUACUCUCCAAUCUUACCAACCUAACAGUCAUUAAAUCAUUCUACUGUUUAACUAAAACCUUUCCCAAUUUGGUCUGGACCACUCUCUUCUCUGUUAUUAAGGCCAUCAACAAUAUUUUUAUUUGUAAUAAAACUUUCAUUGAUAUGUAGAAUCCACGAUGACAACUUAAUAACUUCGAUAGCGUGGCCGCGCCCGAGGGGUAUUUUGGUCCAUACAAUUUUAAUUGUCAUGAAUAUACAACUGGUUUUCGUGUUACGAUUGAGUUAUAUGAAAUUGAUUAUAAAAAUAGUAUUGGGAAUGGAAUUGUGAGAGUAAUAAAAUAUUAGGUUUAUAGCAAGGCCUGAUGAGUGGGAAAAUAUAGUCGAAAUUCUUGAUUCGAAGUGAGAAUACCUUUAUGAAGUGAAGUUGGAACAAUGCGCAAUGAGAAACUUUUGAACUGUACAAUUACCAUCAUUGCUACAAUAAGACUUUUAGAAGGACAUUUUAUUUUCUUUUAUAUUUUAGGAUAUUUUAUGAACUCCUAUUUCAGCAGUACAACGAAGCACUUGAUCGUCUCUUUGUAUAUAAUGUGAUAGAUUGUAAAUAUCAUGUAUCGCAGUUACAGAAGUAGUUGGAACAUAACUAUUGCUAUGUAAAUGGUGUCAUCACCACCAGUAGACUAUAUAUAUUUUUGUUAACGUGAUGAAUAUUAAAAUAAAUGGAUCUGUGAUACUUAAAUAAUAUGAAAUAAAUUAUGUUUAACUGUG
Helicoverpa armigera (cotton bollworm) is the source of this 5397-nucleotide messenger RNA. RefSeq names its product netrin receptor UNC5C-like. Gene Ontology annotation, cellular component: membrane. Gene Ontology annotation, molecular function: netrin receptor activity; protein binding. Gene Ontology annotation, biological process: netrin-activated signaling pathway; motor neuron axon guidance. NCBI's taxonomy places the organism in Eukaryota, Metazoa, Arthropoda, Insecta, Lepidoptera, Noctuidae. The record is from RefSeq and is a predicted model, not a curated record. The coding region runs from base 298 to 3417 and encodes 1039 amino acids. The transcript is spliced from 13 exons.